This is a messenger RNA of Bursaphelenchus xylophilus (pine wood nematode), 316 nucleotides long. Lineage: Eukaryota; Metazoa; Nematoda; Chromadorea; Rhabditida; Aphelenchoididae. The record is from the annotation of a GenBank genome assembly.
AUGCCGACGUUUGGGCCGGAUGGUCGAUGUCUGAUAAAAGGCGCCACAGUAACCGCAGCAUCUCCACGACCAAGGUUUAAAAUAAAAAUAAAAAAAUCUCACAUUUUUGAUUUUUCGAAAUUAUUUUUUUUGUUUUUAUAAAAUUAAGUAUUUUUUUAGCCGCUACCCGAACCUCGAACGUCAGCGAUACAACAGAAGCUGUGAUUGGAGUCCGCCGGGAAGCCUUCAUCAGGACUUUUCUCAAGUCAACAAAAGCGCCAAUCCCAUUGCUCAGGUGGGCUUUCAAUACCGUAUUUAUACGUCUAGAAACAGAUGA